Pseudomyrmex gracilis is the source of this 1872-nucleotide messenger RNA. RefSeq lists its product as uncharacterized. The transcript is spliced from 2 exons. The record is from RefSeq and is a predicted model, not a curated record. The coding region runs from base 692 to 1738 and encodes 348 amino acids. Lineage: Eukaryota; Metazoa; Arthropoda; Insecta; Hymenoptera; Formicidae.
UAAUUGCGAUAGUAAUUAUUAUGAAGAUUAUGAUGUUUUAUCUGAAACUGCCGAUUCUAAUGAGCUUCCGAACCAACCACACAAUUCUUCAAGUAGAUCAAAUUCUCCAUCUAGCAAUGAUUCGUUUAUCGGUAAAUCAAAAAUUCUGAAAUUUCUUCGAAGUUGGAGUUUGAAGCAUAAUAUAACGCAUGAAGCCAUUUCAGACUUAUUGGCAGGACUGAAAGAGAAUCAUAAGUGUUUUGGCGAUAGCGAGUCAGAGAUCAGAUUUCCGGUCAAUGCACGCACAUUACUCAAAACAAGCGUAAACUUAAUUAAAAAAGUUGUCGAUCCCGGCUUUUAUAUUCACUUUGGUUUAAAAAAACAGUUAUCAAAAAUUGCUUCCAAAUAUUUCAAAAAUGUACAAUCGUUUCAGUUGUUAAUUAAUAUUGACGGAUUACNUCUUUUCAAAAGCUCAUCAGAUCAAGUGUACCCUAUAUUAUGUAGUAUAGUUUCNAUACCAGAACUGCGUAAAAAUGUUUUUCCUAUAGGAAUAUAUUGUGGUAAAGACAAACCAAACAAUUUGAAAGACUACUUAGAGGACUUUGUUUCUGAAAUUAAUAGCAUCAAAGAGNAUGGCCUACAGUUUGACAAUCAUGUUGCGCAGUUACGUAAUAUUUAUUUUGUAUGCGAUGCUCCAGCAAAAAGUUUUAUAAUGGGAACAACAUCACAUACAGGUUUUUAUUCGUGUACCAGGUGCACUGUUAAAGGUAUCACAUUAGACAAUCGACGAGUCUUCCUUGACUUAGAAACUCCUACUCGUACUUGUAAGGACUUUCUAGAAUNGAGAGAUCCUAAUUUUAGACGUCGAGAUACACCUCUUACAGAAAUAACUGGUUUACAUUUUGUACACCAUUUUGUUCUUGAUUAUAUGCAUCUACAAUGUCUUGGUGUAAUGAGAACAAUGAUCGUUAAAAUGUGGUAUAAAGGAGCAAUUCCUCACAGAUUGUCUGCAACUCAAAUUGAUUUACUAUCAAAUCUUCUUGUUAAAUUUCAAUGUUUUGUUCCUGUGGAGUUUGCAAGAAAACCUAGAGAAUUACACACAGUUCUACGGUGGAAAGCAACGGAAUUCCGAUUUUUUAUCUUGUANAUAGGACCAAUUGUCUUGAAAAAUAUUCUUACUGAAAAAAAGUACAUUCAUUUCUUAGAAUUCCAUUUCGCAAUGCGAAUUUUAUUAAAUCCAAAUCUAUGUAAAAAACAGGAAUUUCGUGAAUAUGCAAAAGCCCUUUUGAAACAUUUUGUCCAGUCGACUGCAAUACUGUAUGAUAAAAAUUUCAUUACCCACAAUUUUCAUAAUAAUAUACAUCUAGUGGACGAUGCAGAUUAUUUUGUGGACAAAUUACAUAAUUNCUCUUUGGAUACGAUAUCUGCAUUUCCAUUUGAAAAUUACAUGCAAACCAUAAAAAGAAAAGUUAGAGGUCGUAAUAAACCUCUAGAACAAAUUGGACGAAGAAUCAGUGAAAUAAUGUCAUUGAAGCAUUUUUAUGAANCAGAAGAAGUGCAAGGCAAUGAAAUUCCGAAAAUUUUUUACCCUCAUAACACUGGUCCAGUGUUGCCUGGUUGUAAGCUCCAGUAUCGUAGCGUUACUCUUUCCAAUUUCAAACUGACNAAUAAAAGCCCUAACAAUUGUUGUGGUACUGCUACCGGAAGUAUUAUCAUCGUUGAAAAUAUAGCUUUUCAGACCGUUUGCAAGGUGCUGUAGUAAUUGGGAGAGAAUUUGUUCGCAAAUGCGAUUUUUAUACUAUUCCUUGUGCUGAGAAAGCUGAGAACGGAAUCAGAGGUNUGGAACUUCAUAAAUAAAAAAAGAAAAAGAAGAGAAUGGAAGGAAGCUAAUAU